GCCGCGUUUGUCCCUAGUUCAGUUGGUGACUUUCGACGAACUCGCGCGUUAGCUCUUGUGAACCACGGACAGUAUAGCAGCGACUCUUUGGAGGCAGGAGUGAUGUGACCUUAUGUCGAUCAUCGCCUCCGAGUCCGUAGUGAUGAUGACCUGGGGAUGGAGUGGGACUCUGAUGUCCAUGAGUCAGAAUCUGAGCAGAUGCAUGAUGAUCCAGAGCCAAUCCCUGCUGCCAGUAGUCCGGGAGAAAUGGAGAGCUCAGAUAGUAGUGAGAGUGAUAUGGACUGGACGAACGAGGAGGAUGGCAUUGCAGCUCAAUCAGAGACAAGCAUGACAAAGAAUGGGGGACAGAGAGGGAGACCUAGAGGAAGAGGAAGAGGGAGGGGA
This is a messenger RNA of Geodia barretti, 384 nucleotides long. NCBI's taxonomy places the organism in Eukaryota, Metazoa, Porifera, Demospongiae, Tetractinellida, Geodiidae. The record is from the annotation of a GenBank genome assembly.